AUGGAAGUAGAGUCCGAUAUUGUUUUAGAAAAAGAAAAGGCUGAUAAACAAGAAAAGAAAGACGAUCUUGACCCAGUUUCAGAAAACAAAAAAGCUGAAAAAGAUACAAAUCAAAAUACGAAACCAUCUGUAAUUAAGGAGGAUGAAAAGAAGCUGCUCAAAGAAAUGUUUUCUGAGGACGAAACGAGUGAAAUAGAAGAAGUCACUGAAAAACCGCUUGAAAAAUCUAAAGAGAAACUGACCGAAGAACUCACUGAAAGUGAAGUGGCAAAGGACGCUGAAAAGGAUAUUCCAGUGGAUGAAGCUAAAGUUUCAGAAACUGAGGCAGAAGCAAAUCAGGACAACGUCGAGGAGGUUGAAAAAAACCUGGAGAACGAACCCAUAGUUGAACCCAUGGAUACUACCAACGAAAAUGACCAGCCUUCCGCAGCGGAACUCAUAGAAAGCAUGGACGUAACCGAACUGGAUGAAUCUCCCAAAGAACUACUAGAUUGCGCCAUAGACGAAGUCAUUGCCAUGGAUGGCAAUGAACUCAGUGCAGCCACAGAAGAGUUGAUGAAAGCUUUAGACAGCCCCGGCGUUCUGGCUUCCGAAAAUGCAAUUGAAGAUGAGACUGACUUGGAUGCAAACGAUUUAAUUGAAAAUAUCCCACUGGAAACUCCGGAGCCACCUGAGAUUCUGUUGAAAGAGGACGAGAGCGAGGUAUCGAGUAAGUCGGAUCCACCGACAGAGACUGAACAAAGUGAGACACCUUCGGGCAGCUCCGGCGAAAAUGGUGACACCGAAAUCGAAUCCACCCAGGAAGCCAGUGAGUGUACUGCUGAUUCUGCACAAGACGAGCCCGCCACGGCGCAAAUUGUUGGCUAGUUUGUGUUGAUCAUUCGAGGUCCCGCCGACGAGGAAUCAUAGCAUUGGACCUCAAAACCUUUAACUUAGAUUUUCUACUAGAAUUUAAAUGAAAGACAACUAACACUGCGGAUGUAAAACCAAACAAGAAAAAUCAUUAACACCACAUGUUUCAUGUAAAUACUUUUCAACCAUUUCUAAUGGUAUAUUAUUACGCAAUUGUAGAUCUAUUGUCUUUAAUUGUUUCUUUUUGACUUUUUAUUUCAAUAUACUUCAAUAUUGACUUGUAAAAAAAAAUUUUUCAUAUUAUUUGCUUGUGGGCCUGAUAUUAUUGUGAAUAUCAAACAAGCGCUAAGCUCAGCUAAGUUAACAGCUUUCAGAAUGUCUGAAAGUGCACAAACUAAAAUAAUGAUUUCUCUCGUAUUAUUUGUAUCAAUCAUUGGACUUUUUAAUAAUUGCGCAUAACAAUAGGUUAAGUGUUGCAUUUUAAAAUGCAUUGUUAUGUUUCCGAAAAAGCUUAAAAAGCCUGAAUUUAUCGGGCUAUUCAAGAUUUGAAACAAUAUUUUUAGCUUCUCUUAAUGUUCAUUCAUACUUGGGUAACCAGAAAUAAAUGGAAUACGACAGCCGAUUGAAAAUAAAUUAGUAAUUAAGUUAUUAAUUGAUAUUGAUAUAAAUGUGUAAAUCUAAGCUUAUCUUAUGACUAAUAAAAGAUCUAAAGAACUAGCAUUAAAUGUAGUCAAUAUCCUAA
Molecule: messenger RNA, 1594 nt
Organism: Drosophila takahashii
Lineage: Eukaryota; Metazoa; Arthropoda; Insecta; Diptera; Drosophilidae
Source: RefSeq, a predicted model, not a curated record